This is a messenger RNA of Sardina pilchardus (European sardine), 1282 nucleotides long. RefSeq names its product claudin-14-like. Gene Ontology annotation, cellular component: bicellular tight junction; plasma membrane. Gene Ontology annotation, molecular function: structural molecule activity. Gene Ontology annotation, biological process: cell adhesion; bicellular tight junction assembly. Bases 1 to 702 code for a protein of 233 amino acids. NCBI's taxonomy places the organism in Eukaryota, Metazoa, Chordata, Actinopteri, Clupeiformes, Clupeidae. The transcript has a single exon. The record is from RefSeq and is a predicted model, not a curated record.
AUGGCCAGCAUGGGGCUGCAGCUGCUGGGCUUCUUCCUGGGUCUCCUGAGCCUGCUGGGCACAGUCAUCGCCACGCUGAUGCCCCAGUGGCGCCGCACGGCGUACGUGGGCUCCAACAUCAUCACCGCCACGGCGUACAUGAAGGGCCUGUGGAUGGACUGCGUGUGGCACAGCACGGGCGUCUACCAGUGCGAAAUGCACCGCUCCAUGCUGGCCCUGCCUCCGGACGUGCAGGCUGCCCGCGCCCUCAUGGUCCUCUCCUGCGUCAGCUCUGUCCUGGCCAUCGCGCUGUCCACGCUGGGCAUGAAGUGCACGUACUGCGCUCAGGGAGGCACCGCCAAAAACUGCCUGGCCAGGACCGGAGGAGUCUGCUUCCUUUGUGCAGGGCUCUCCUGCCUCGUCACCGUGUCCUGGACCACGAGCGACACCAUCCGAGACUUCUACAACCCCUUCUACAACUACGGCAUGAAAUAUGAGAUAGGCUGGUCUGUCUAUAUCGGCUACGUCUCGGGCCCCCUCAGUGUGAUUGGUGGAGCGAUCCUGUGCUCAACCUGCGGAGAGUCCCACCACCGGCCCAGCCGUGCCGCCAGACAGCCUCUGCCAGCCCCAACAUGCCAGCCCCCCGCUGCCUACCAGAGCAACCACACGCCCUCUCCCACCUCUGCAUCAAGCAGUGGUUACAGACUCAGUGAUUACGUUUGAACAGUGGUUGUGUUAAAGCAAACAAAGGCCAUAUUAUGAGAGGUACAAGAUUUUCAGAGUGUUUUUUUUUUUCAGUUCACAAGGUCAUAGUACUUUAGUGUGAAUUGUGUGCUUUUGUUUUGUUUUGUUUUGUUUUCCCGUUUAAAUCUCACACCUCAAACAUUUCACAAACUGAACUGUAGUACAUUUUUAAUUAGAUAACAUUUCCAGUUACUCAAGUGAACUUUAAGAUGUUCUUGUUUUGCCUGUUGAUAAUCUCUAGAGUCUAGACCAUGAGCUAAGUUUAGGUGAACAGAUGUCACAUGCAUGUCUAUGCGUAGAGUAGGCUAUUGAAAGUCUAAAGUACACUAUCAAAACUAACGCUUGAGUGUAUAAAAUCUGGACUAGACUGUAAUAUCUAUCUACUGCCACAUCUAAUUGCAUUGUGCGGUACGUUAUUUGUUUUGAUGUUGCAACCCAUUGGACACAUACAGUACAAACAUGGGCUUGUAUUGUUUGUUAGUUAAUUUGGUGUCAAGAGUGUGAUGUUCUUUUGUCAAAAUCAAUGUUUCCACCUCAACUGACUAAAUUUCAGCUAUUU